AAAGACCGUCCCUAGCCGCAUAACCUUCUAGACACCUGAGCUUGCCAGCGUUGUAACCCGAGCGUUUUCCUCUUUUUCCCAUCCCAUCUACCCCAGGGACACCCGGCCUGGACUUCUUGCUCUCCACCCUCCAGGAGAGGUGGCAGGGACAGCUCAGGAUCCUGCCUUCUCGGUCUGCAGCUCUCAGGGGCUGCGCUGCGGCUGACUGGCGACGCGCGCUCUCAGCCAGGGCUCGGCUUUGAAAUCUCCUCCUCCUUUUUUUUUUCCCCAACCAGGUAUGAUGAUGUCAAACGUGAUGCCGAUGCUACAGUUACAGAUACAGCCCCUGCUGGCGCAGCCUCUCUGAUUCCCUCUGCCUCUCCGCGGCUGGCGCGGAGCAUUUGCAGACGAGUGCAUCUCCUAACCAGGUCACAUUUCAGCCGCGACCCCCCACCGCCAGUCACCCGAGCGGAGCGCAGGAGGAGGCGGGCGGGGACCGCGGCAGCGCUCGCUCGCUCGCUCGCUCGCUCGGCCAGCAGCCGAGUGGCCAGAGCUCGUUACGUCCUGCAGAAGUCCAGACCGUUACAGCCGACCCCGACCACGAUGGGCUCCCCGGGCUGCGGGCGCCUGGCACUGCCGCUGUUGCUGCUGGCCGCGGCCGUCCGGGCCGAAGGCGACGCCAGAGGGCUCAAGGAGGGCGAGACCCCCGGCAAUUUCAUGGAGGACGAGCAAUGGCUGUCGUCCAUCUCGCAGUACAGCGGCAAGAUCAAGCACUGGAACCGCUUCCGAGACGAGGUGGAGGAUGAUUACAUCAAGAGCUGGGAGGACAAUCAGCAAGGAGAUGAAGCCCUGGACACCACCAAGGACCCCUGCCAGAAGGUGAAGUGCAGUCGCCACAAGGUGUGCAUUGCGCAGGGCUACCAGCGGGCCAUGUGCAUCAGCCGCAAGAAGCUGGAGCACAGGAUCAAGCAGCCCACCCUGAAAUUCCAUGGGAACAAAGACUCCAUCUGCAAACCCUGCCACAUGGCCCAGCUGGCCUCCGUCUGCGGCUCUGACGGCCACACGUACAGCUCAGUGUGUAAGCUGGAGCAGCAGGCCUGCCUCAGCAGCAAGCAGCUGACAGUGAGAUGCCAGGGCCCCUGCCCCUGCCCCACAGAGCAGGCUGCCACCUCCACCACUGAUGGCAAGUCAGACACCUGCACGGGCCAGGACCUGGCCGACCUGGGUGAUCGGCUGCGGGACUGGUUCCAGCUCCUUCAUGAGAACUCCAAGCAGAACGGCUCUGCCAGCAGUGUUGCCAGCCCGGCCGGAGGACUGGACAAGAGCCUUGGGGCCAGCUGCAAGGAUGCCAUUGGCUGGAUGUUCUCCAAGCUGGACACAAGUGCCGACCUCUUCCUAGACCAGUCUGAGCUGGCCACCAUCAACCUGGACAAGUAUGAGGUCUGCAUCCGCCCCUUCUUCAACUCCUGCGACACCUACAAGGAUGGCCGCGUGUCCACCGCUGAGUGGUGCUUCUGCUUCUGGAGGGAGAAGCCACCCUGCCUGGCCGAGCUGGAACGUAUCCAAAUCCAGGAGGCUGUCAAGAAGAAGCCAGGUAUCUUCAUCCCGAGCUGUGAUGAGGACGGCUACUACCGCAAGAUGCAAUGUGACCAGAGCAGCGGCGACUGCUGGUGCGUGGACCAGCUUGGCCUGGAGCUGACUGGCACCCGCACGCACGGAAGCCCUGAUUGUGGAAGCCUGAGGACCAGGAGCAGCAGAUGUGUGCUCACUGCCUCCCUGAUCCCUUAA
Molecule: messenger RNA, 1767 nt
Organism: Octodon degus (degu)
Lineage: Eukaryota; Metazoa; Chordata; Mammalia; Rodentia; Octodontidae
Gene: Spock2
Product: SPARC/osteonectin, cwcv and kazal like domains proteoglycan 2
Exons: 11
Coding region: 583-1767 (394 amino acids)
Molecular function (GO): protein binding; calcium ion binding
Source: RefSeq, a predicted model, not a curated record